Molecule: messenger RNA, 3937 nt
Organism: Paramormyrops kingsleyae
Lineage: Eukaryota; Metazoa; Chordata; Actinopteri; Osteoglossiformes; Mormyridae
Product: tyrosine-protein phosphatase non-receptor type 9-like
Biological process (GO): protein dephosphorylation
Molecular function (GO): protein tyrosine phosphatase activity
Source: RefSeq, a predicted model, not a curated record
GCCAGUGUCUAUCCAGGCUUUAGCCGCGGUCCGCCGGGGCGCCGCUCCUUGCGAGGCCGGUGGGUGGGUGGACGCUUAGCGACUGUCGCCCAGGCUUCAAGAUGGCGGAAGCGCUGACGAUACAGGAGGAGCUGGCAGUGCAGGAGUUCCUGGAGGAAGUGCGGAAACUGGAUCAGCACGGCCCGGUUGUGGAGUCGCGGAACACGGCGGUCAAGUUCCUCAUGGCGCGCAAGUUCGACGUAUCCAGAGCCGUCGAGCUUUUCCAGGCAUACAGGAGUACGAGGCUGAGGGAGGGAAUUCGCGAAAUCCGCCCGGAAGAGGAGCCGCUGCAGUCCGAGCUGCUCAGCGGGAAGUUCACGGUUCUGCCCUAUAGAGACGCUAGGGGUGCCGCCAUAGCCCUGUUCACGGCUCGCCUCCACAGACCAGACUACACUACCCAUAAGGCUGUGCUGCAGGCCGUCAUCUACCAACUAGACAAAGCGAUUGAGAGCAUCCAGACACAGCGGGCCGGGUUGGUCUUCAUCUAUGACAUGACCAACUCCACGUACGAGAAUUUCGACUACGAGCUGUCUAUGAAGAUCCUCAACCUUCUGAAGGGUGCCUUCCCCGCCCGCCUCAAGUGUGUGUUCAUCGUGUCGUCCCCUCUGUGGUUUCGGGCCUCACUUGCUGUUCUGCGGCUCCUGGUGCGGGAGAAGCUGAGAGAGAGGGUGUGCACACUGAAGACCCAUGAGCUGCCCCGCCACAUCCCUAAGGAGUCUCUGCCUGAACACCUUGGGGGUUCUGCACGGUACAGCCACGCCGCCUGGAUCCAGGCGUGCAUCCGCGCCGACCGGACAUCCGCCGCCGGGGACGAGCUCAGUCGUGAUAAGCCUGCUGAUGGCGUCGCUCCACGUGACCACCGCUGCCCUCUGCAGGGCAGGACUUGUACUGUGGCUGAGCCAAAUGCUGACCGGUUCCCCCAGCGCCUGCAGGGUAACUACGAGGAAUGGGACGGGUCACUGCUGACGGCCAAGAGCACGGUCGUGGGGACUGACAUGGGAACCAAAGAGCGUCGCCAUGGCAACGGUCAUGUAGCUAAUGGACACGGACCCGGACCCGCCCGCAGGUCCCCGCACCGGUCGGACGCCGCCUCCAGCGUGCCUCCCCGUCGUAAGGAUCCCGGGGAGGAGGGGGCGGGACUUGAAGGUGGGCAAACCCGCCCAGCGUACGCCUGGGGCUGUGGCAGAACCUCGGUGCCGUCCGUGCACGUGCCGGAUAACGAAGGUAUGACGGUAAGGGAGCUGGUGGAGCACGUGAAGAAGAUGAAGAAGAAGGGUAUCUUCCGGGAGUACGAGGAGAUCCGCAAGGAGCCCCCGGCAGGCACCUUCAACCACUCAAGGAAGCCUAGCAAUCAAAUGAAGAAUAGAUACAGUGACGUUCUCUGCCUCGACCACUCCAGGGUCAAGCUCAGUGUCAUGGACAGUGACGAGACGUCGGAUUACAUAAACGCAAGCUUUAUGGAUGGUUACAAACGGAAAAACGCGUACAUUGCAACUCAAGGCCCUUUGCCAAAAACGUUUGCCGAUUUCUGGCGCAUGGUGUGGGAGCAGCGAGCUUUGAUUAUAGUGAUGACAACCAGAGUGGUGGAGCGCGGACGGGUGAAGUGUGGCCAGUACUGGCCGCAAGAGGUGGGUGACAGUGACACGUACGGGCGCUUUCUGGUCAAGAACGUCCACGUCAGGAUGUUCCAGGACUUCCGACUGUCCCAGCUGCAGGUGUACGACAGCGUGUCCGGGGAGCUCCGCAGUGUGGCCCAUUACCUGUAUGUCAGCUGGCCUGACUUUGGCGUCCCCAAAUCGGCCGGAGCCAUGCUGGACUUCAGGGCCCAGGUCAAGCAGCACCAGGAGGCUGCUUUUCGGGCCAUGUGCGCUGACUGGACCGGACCAGCAGGGGGCCCUCCGCUCGUGGUGCACUGCAGCGCCGGAAUCGGCAGGACAGGGACCUUCUGCGCUCUGGACAUCUGCCUAUCGCGGCUGGACGACGUGGGUGCGCUGGACGUGCAGCGGACUGUGAGGCGCAUGCGUACUCAGCGCGCCUUUAGCAUUCAAACGUGGGACCAGUACUACUUCUGCUUCAUGGCCGUGUUGGAGUAUGCACAGAGGCGUGGCCUCCUGCCGGCCAUCCAGUGGUCUGACAGCGAGUGACAGGCGGCGGGAAAACUGGACGGAAACAAAUGACGCUGCCAGCGGAGCCUCAGAAUAACCCCGCCUCCCCACAAGUGAUGGGGCGGGGCUUGCCACAGACGGAGAGAGGGGGGCUCCGUGGUCUGUCCCUAACUCUCGGACUUAACGGGGAAUUGGGCGAUUUGGGCGGAACCAACCACAUGCGUGUGGACCGUUUAUCCUAUCUCCAUCCAUCCCGUGAAACGUCACAAUUUUGUUUUACUGCUGGGGGAAAACAGAUCAGGAAUUACUUAACCAACUUUAAUAGGUUGCAUCGGUAGUAUACUUAUAUUCAAUCUUUUUAUUAAAGUGCAUUUAUUUUUAAAGUUUUUUUUUUGCUUGUUUUUUAAUGAAUGUAAACCAAACCUAAGUCGUCCCUUUUUUUUUUGGGUGUUUCUCUGCCCUGUUUUAACACCGUGGGUUUGUGUGAUGUGUCAAACUUGUGCCUCUGCCCUGUUUUCCUUUUUACAAACGCAAAGACAUGUUACAAUAUAUGUAUGUGCAUAUAAGUAGCGUAUAAAAGGACAAAAACAGUCACUGAUUUCACAGAAAACGCCAGUUAUCGUUCAUCAGUACACGGGACAGCCAAAGACAAACAAUUUGAACUAAUGAAAUGUUUUGCACUCUGACGGCUGUUUCGAAGCGUCACAGUUAAGAGAACCUUGCUUAGAACGGCGAGUUUGCGUUUUCAUACGUCUGUCUUUCCAGCGGUUUCUGGGGACACGGUUAAGGGCAAAUUACUAGCCAGUCGCUGUCCUGGCUACUAGACGGUGCCGCAGCCUCAUUAAUGCGUGACCUCUGCUUCACACGCUCUGCUUCCCCUGGGUUUAUAAAAAUAUCCUUUACCUGUGCGCACGUAGCGGAGCAUGCGUGUACGCACAUGCGGGUGCGUGUGUGCAAACCUGCAUACAGAGCUGUUCUUGUGCGAUCCGGUUUAUCUGGGGUUCAUAAAUGUGCAAAGUUUUCAGCCUCGUCUUCUUGUCUGUCUUCGGUCUGCAGCUGUGUCGCAUUUUAGGUGCCUUCAAGUCUUUAUAAACACAGUGAAGAUGUAACAUUGUAACAUUUGCUGUUAUAUAAUUUUUAUUAUCUUGUUUGGGAAUCUCAGGGGUUAAUAUUGUUUCUAGUGUUGAAACAGAAUGUCAAUUAUUUUAUUUUUUGUAUUUUGUAUUCUGCAACGCAUCUUAUGUUGCUUGUGAUUCUGAAAGUAUUCCUAGUGGUUGAUUUGUUGGUGCAAUGCUUGAUGGGUAUGAUGACAAGGUUUAUUUAAAUUUAGUAAAUUUGGUUCUUGGCUGACGAUACUGUUUUUAAAACUGAACAAAUCUGCUUUCUGCCAGUGGGGUCUGCCUUCAAAGUCUGUAGUGAUGCUUGUGUUGUGGCAUGUCUCAUUGUGGGAUCGUUGGCACCACAUUUGGGAGAGUAAAGAAACCAUUUAAUACAGUAUUUAAGAACCCAUACCGGCAGCCAUUUUGUCAUUUGAAGGGAGAGCACAAAGAGAACUACAUUUGCCCAUAGGUCUGGUGAAUACCUCAGUUCUGGCGCUGCGCCAUAUCGCUAACACCUUCCCUCCAAGCUCACAGUAAAGUUCAGGUGAGGUAAGACGUUCUUCACCUGCCUAGUUUGUGGCAGCAGGGAGGUACUGCAUCCUGACGGUGAACUUGUGCUUAAAGACACCGUAAUAAUUCAUCAGUUUUGUCAUAGUAAAAUAUGAAUAUUAUUCUGAAUAUUUAUAACCAUAA